UUCUCAUAAAUACUUUAAAUCAAACUCUUGGAUAGAGAAUACAUAUAAAUACGAUAGCUUACAUCAAGGGAGGCGACUGAUACGAACCAAUAAUGAAAACGAGGCUAUGUAAACUACAACAACAACUGAACACACGGUCAAACAUGGAGGCCGUAACAGAUGGGCGAAAUAUGCCGGAGUCUGUACUGGACACUCUGUUUCAACCAGGCUACAGAUCGCUGUCUUGUGUCACCAUGGUCAAACCUCGGAUAAAUUACCUUGGUGUCUGCUACACAAAACCAGACUCUUAUGCCGAUCUAAGCCCAUCAAUGUAUGACAGAGUUAAAACAGGGAGAAGGCAACACAAAUCAGCAGAAGACCAACAGCCCGAAGAUAUGGAAGUUGAAGAAUCUGGCAGUGAUAAUGAAAAAGAGUUGAAGCUCUUUGUCAGUGGCAAUAAUCAGGAUCGGAAAGUGUUUAGCAGUUCUCUUGCUUUUAAUGGCCCAAUGGUCAUGUGUGUUGAUAAUAUAAGGGCACACUCGAAUGGAAUUCUACCAUCACCUACAAAAUUGACCAGAAAACUUGUUGAAAAUCUAAAGACUACUGAACGAAUGGAGACAUCAAAUGAUUUGCUUAAAGAUUCUACCAAGUUUUCUGGAGUUUACCUCGAUGUUGAUGAAGUUGUGCAUGAUACAAGUAUUGGAGACUAUGAUGUUAGUUAUCCCGACCUAGAGACAAUAGAAGAAGAAGAUGGAAAGGAUGAAAGCUUGCCAGAUAUAUUUGCAAAGAAUAAGUUGAAAUACAUAAAUAACAAAGAGCGCAGUUCAGAAAGAAGUAAAUCUGCAAUAAACAAACAUUUAAGUAAUUGUGGGAUGAUGACUUCCAAUGAAGAAUCUGAAAUACCUAGCUGCCAAAGUGAUGAAAGUAUUUAUGUACAAACAUUGAAAUCCGUCCAGCCAGAAAAUAGAACGACAACUACAGUCAAAGAUGUAGAGGUGUCAGUAUACAAAACCAAUUCUUUAAAUAUUUUUGAACAAAUGUCGAGCUUAACAUCAAACUCAAACUUGUGUGUAACUGAGAUACAUACACCUGAAAAUAGUGACCAUCAAGACAAUAACAUUGCGUGUAUUACUACUGAAGAGACUUUACAGGAACUUAAAGAACCAAACAUUAAAACAUCUGUGGAGCCAGAUCAUGAUACAUUAGAUGAGCUUAACAGUGAAAUCAUCACCACUAAGAAAAUGCCAUUGAAAGGGAAGGUCAAAAGUGGUAAAAUAGAUGACUCUGUUAAAGACAAAUCUGAAUAUUUAAAAACACAGCUUCUGAAUGACAAAAGCAAAAGAGAAGGCUCUUCAAAAUAUUUAAUGAACUGUAGGUCCAAAAGUUGGGAUACAACAUUUAAAAAGCAGAAUGAUAAAAACAUUCCCACAAGUACUCCCUCUGAUAAAAUAGAAUCUGUCAGUCUUUCCAAUGACCAAGUUGUUUAUGCAAAAGAAAAUGAAACUGAUAAUGAAAUAAUUUUGCAGCAAUUGGGUAAAUGUACCAGCAUUGAAAAAAAUUGUUCACGCUCUAUGUCUUCUGAUUUUGAACCGAGCAGGGAAACCUCAAAGAAGGCACCCAUGAAAGAAAAAGAUGAUAAAUUGAGUAGACAAAGCGAAAGAAGAACGAGUAGUGAAAAAGAACAGCUAGUAUCCAAUAAUCAAAAGGUGUCAGAUGUGUCAAUAAGGUUUAAAAAUAAACACGGGUCGACUUUAAAUUCACACCAAAAACACGAAGAUUGCUUACCAACAGAGAUAAAGAAAAGUAGUGAAAAGAACGAAAGGAAAAGCGAUGUGGUGAAUUUGAGUAUUGAAAUGAUGGAAAUAAACAGUAACAAGAUCCAAUCUUGUAAAAACAGGAAAGUUAUUGAAACAGACAAGCGAUUUUUAUUAAACAGUGGUGGUAGAUUUGAAACGGCAAAUAAAACGGGCAGUGGUUGCAAUAAGUCAGAUGAAGAUGAACCUAAUACAAAAUCCAAAAAGUGUAGUUUUCCUUCAGGUGGCAAGGGAAAUUCUAGAUGUUCUAGUAAAUCCAAUUAUAACACACAUACCAUAGAGAGUCUGGCCACAUCAGAGAAUCCUGAAGAAAUAGUUGUAUCAGGUGAAACAGCCCACACAGUAACUCAAGCUUCAGACAGUUUGAACAAAAAUGAAGGUAAUGUCAGUAUUGUAGAAGGGAAGAAGGAGGAGAUUGAAAGAACAUUUAAACAAAUAGAUAUUGAAACAAAACAACUUUCAACUGCAAAUGAAGUGUCUCCAGAUGUAGAUGAUGGUGGAAGAAGUUCUGAGUCCGCAAAAAUAUCUUAUUCAGUGCCAGUUGAACCACUUACAAACAAGGUUCGUUUUUGUCCUUGUUGUAAGAAAGCUCUUUAUUUGUCUGCUCACAAAUUUGAUAAUCAUAAAGUUUACUGUGAAAAACAUGUGAAACAGUUUGAAUUGAGAAAAGCUGAAAAGAGUGAAAGCGCUAUGGCUCAGUCUUGCAAUGCAAAAGAAAGUGAAUCAAGUGCGAUGAAUGAAUCAACUGUCAAAGUCAAUGGUAAAGAUAAUACAUCAAAAACACACUCGCAAGAUUUGAAUAGCGAACCAGUAGGAAAAUCAGAAGUUGUGAUGAAUGAAAAUAGCAAUACUGUUCACAAAACUAAUAAUAAAAUACAGCAAAAUGUGCCAUUAGAUAUUAAAGCACAGAGCAUUAUUUCUAAUGAUAAUGAAGAUGAGAGAUUAAAAGGUACCUCAAAUAACAGGAAGACAUCAAUGCUGUUAUGUAAUGUCUGUAAAAGAACUUUCUGCAAAACAAAUGAACAACUUGCCAAACAUAUGGAACGUGUCCAUAACAUUAGGGAUGUUAAAAUUGUUAUGACGGAAGAAAAAGGGGCAAAUGCUCAUGGUGAAGUUAACAAAAUUUAUGGAGCAAGUUCUAAUAUUGGAUAUUCAAAGAGUGAAAGGGUUAGGAAAUGUGAAAUUUGUACCAAUAAGUAUUUUCUUACCCAAGAAUGUUUAGAUAAGCAUUUUAAAGAGGUUCAUAAGACAAACACUGAAAAUGUUCAGUUGAAGAUAAAAUGUGCAAAAGUAGCUGAGAAAUCUCUGAAUGAAGAAAAUACAAAAGAAGAUAAAAAAAAUGUCCAUUUGAAUAAAGAAUUUACAAAAUUAAUUGACAAAACUCUAAGUUCGAGUAUACCUGAAAACAACACUAAACUGAAUGCUCCCUGUGAUGUGUCAACAAAAGACAUUGUUGUUGAUACUUCAUCAGCUAAACAGGAAAAUGUUGUUGAAGGAGCUAAAGCUGAUAACAAAGAUAUUCCACAUGUUUCAAAUAGUGCUACUUCAGAGCAGUCUUCAAUCAAUGUUUCUCCUAAAAAGUACACAUGCCAGACUUGUGGUGAGACAUUUAGAUAUAUAAGUCAGCUUAAAUGCCAUAUACACCAACAGCAUAGAAAUGCCUUUUCACCUGGAGACUUGAGAAAUAAUAAAAUUUCUAAUUAUAAAAACAACAGUGCCAAAAAGCCAUCACCAAACUCUAAGGUCACUUCAAAGCUAGGUAUCAACAAGCCAUCAAGUGAAAUAGAAAUCCUUAAAGUCUCAACUAAUGAGUCAGUAACAAGCUCUUUGCAUGUAGGUAACAAAAAACCUCGACAGGAUGUCGAUACUUUGAAGCGGAAAAUAGGAGAGACAUCAAGUGUUUCAGAUCCAGCUAAGACUAUGUUGCUAAGGAAUGACACUGUACACGACAAACUCAGGGAAAACGAUUCCUUUAAUAUUCCAUUUAAGUCCAGGGAAUCAGAACAUAAACAAGGCAAUGAAGAGGAUGAACCACCAAGAAAAAGGAGAACAUCAAAGGUGGAGCUGUACUCACCAACAGGACAAUCCAUGUCAAAUAUUGUCUCACCAACACGUCAAUUGAUGGAUCUUCGCUCGCAGACAAGAAAAUCAAUUGAUGAUAGUCGCUCACCAUUAGGACAAUCAAAGACUGGUUUGCGCUCGCCCACACGAAAAUCAAUAGGAGAUCUUUGCUCACCAACACAACAAUGCAAGAAAGAUCUUUGCUCACCCACACGACAUGAUUAUGCAGACCAGGAUGAAGAAAGCACAAAAUAUUCAUCAGAUACAAGCAGCGAUAGUAGGGAAAGAUUAUCUGACAAACAGGAAAGAAGCUUGUCACUGGAAAGGGAAUGCAGCAGUAGGGAAAGAUUAUCUAAUGAACACGAACGGAACCUUAGGGCUAAAUAUAAACAUUCUCAUAGACAAAGACAGAGCCCAAACAGAAAGUCUUUGAAUGUUUCAAGAAGAGGUGAUCCAAGUUUCAGAGGGAACAACACAAAUUUGCCUAAUGUGCAUAGUGUUAUGAACCCUUACAGGAGGGAUAUGUCAGGUCAAGGUCGAGGGUCAGAUAGAGGUCGUGGUAGAGGUCGUGGAAGAGGUCAUGGAAGAGGUCAUGUGGGGUAUGGUAAUCGUUUUAAACGAAGUGUAAAACAAGAUGGCUAUUUUAGGUGCAGGAAGUGUUCAGAAAGAUUCCCAAACCGUGAUUUACUUAUGGCUCACAUAAAUGACAAAAGACACUAUUGCCCGACAUCAUGGAGACCAAACAGGGCUUGACACUAACUUUUUUUACCUACUGACCCAAAGGACCACCAGCUUUCAGAAAAUUACUGGUCCUCCAAGAUUUCAAGUGGUCCGACAAUUUUUAUGUUAUUUUACCUAAAUUUCAACUUACUUUCCGGACUAUACACAAUGUAUGAUGACUAUCAUGCAUUUAUAAAAAGAAAACUAUACUGAAUUAAUUUAAUAUUCAUUGUACACAUGGUACAGUAACAUAACUGCUAUUUUUAUCCCAGUCUCGAGUCAGCCCAUAAAAUUAUGAUGAAAUUAUCGGUUUAUUAUGAACAUGUAAAGUGGUUUUAUUGAUGAAAACAGCUUUCCACCAGUAUUUCACAAUUAACUGGACAGGAUUUUUAACUGGUCCGACAUAUCAAUCAAAUUUCUAGUUUCACUGGUCCUACCUAUAUUUUACUGACCCUGGGUCAACGGACCACCGUUAGUGUCGAGCUCUGCCAUAUUGAUUGAGAAAAAAACGUUUUUGUAGUUUGUUCACCUGAUUGUGUAUAAGGCUGCUUUAUUUAUGAAUUUUGUGUUUUAAUCUGUUUGCUGUUGUUGUUGCUGUGAUGAUGUCAUUCUUUUAUACAUGUACAAAACAAGUAGAAAUCAGCAUGUAAUUAUUUUAUAUCAGGGAAAAAUAGUGCUUCCUAUGUUGUUGUUUUUUACAGAAAUUGCUUAUGUAAAACCUCUUUGUACACUUAAUCAUGUUUUUUUGUCUUCGUGUACUAGAAAUUGCGUUUCAGUUUUUAUUACUUACCAAUAUUAUUAUUUCUAUCAAAAGAUUUGCACAUGUGUAUGUUGAUGGAACUAUUAAAUAACAAAGUUAUGUAAAAUAACUUAUUGCAUUUUAAUUAUUAUUUAAAAAAUAGUUUGUGCACACAUGGAUUCUUCACUUACCGGGGGGGUAAAUGGACACUUGAUGUUACACUUAAAAUGUAGCAAUUAUUGUGAUCUUGAAGUUGAUAAUUUUGGUUGAUCUCAUAUGCAAAAACAUACAUUGUACAUGUAAAAACAAAAUGAGAUGGUAUCAAACACAUUUUUUUGUUGUGUGCAUUUUACUUUUACCAAUAGUUGCAUAUAAUUUGAGGUUUAUUUGCUGCAUUUUUCUUUAAACAAAUGAGGCAAUUUUAAACAAAUGAGGCAAUUUUAUUAAUUUCAAAACACCUUUUAAACAAGUGAAUUUAUAUCAAAGUUCAAAAUUGUUAUUCUUGUUAAGUUUUGUAAAAUAAAGUUACUUGCCACAUUGUCAUUGUGCCAUAGGUAAUAAUUGAUUAAUUAUAUAACAAUAUCACUGUCAUAACAGAACAUGAUAGUUUGUGUUUUGUUAGUACAUGUAUGUUAAAGAAAUAUGUCGGUUGAAUGUAAUUAUAUACUAACCACCAAAUUGUUAUGGUUUUGUUUUUUGUUUUGGUAAUAAUGUCUAACUUUUGUUCCUCUAAAAUGCAUAAUACUUUUUAUAGUGUGUGUAGUUAUAACUUACAUUAUUGAAAACCAUAUUUGUUUUUUGUUUUAUUUAAACUUAUGUAUUGUUCAAUUGAUAAUGUUCAUUUUGAAUUUUUAAGUACUGCUGAAAUGUUUUUUUGUUGUCUCUUUUGAACAUUUUAGUUCUCGUCCCAUAAUUUCUUUUAUAUGUGUAUAUGAAUUGGCAGUUUUUUAACAAGUUACGUGAAUGUGGCUUAACGCUCAUUGAAAAUGUAAUCAAACAAAUAAUCUUUCUUUUAUUAAUUUUACUCUAACAUUUGCAUGCCCAUUAUUAUUUAAAGUUUUUUUUAACAGUUUUAUGUUAAACUGAGAUUUACAUGUGUAUUUGCACAAGAAUGUGAUCGUAUACAUUGAGGUAACACUAUACCGGUACUUGUAAUAGUAUCAGAUGGUGUCAAUGAAUUGUUCAAAAUUUAUUGACAUGCUGGAAAGAAGUAUGAGUGGUCUGAAACGUUCCAACUCAUUGAAAUGGAAUGAAAUACCCCAGCUCACCACUCAUGUAUACAGUAUACAUUUCCCUAGUUCACCAGACAUUUAUAUCAGUGAUUCAAAUUUGUGUGUAACCUAUGAACUAACCAUUUCUUUUGACAUUUUACUCUGAUUAUUCCUUCUAUACUAUUUAUUUAGUGUUGUUAAUAUUUUGAGGUUAAUUUAUAUUUUGACAAUAAGAGCUGAUUGCUUUUUCAUUUGUUAGUUGUCCUUGUGGGAUUUUUGACAGUUUUUAAUAGUAUAUCAGUCAUUUCAAGUUGGGCAGUUAAUCAACACACUUUUUUUCUUGGGAAGCUGGCUUACACGUACCAUGUGCACAAACUACUACCCUGCCCUUCUUGAUUCAAAGGAAGGGGGAUAAUGGCCGUAUGAAAAUUUCAUUAGCAUUACCACAUAAAUUAUGUUAUAUGACUGGGAUAGAGACAGCGAUCCUCAUAUUUGUUGUUCAUUAUCUACCUAGUUCAUAAUGGUUUUUUUGCCAUUAAUGUGUUAUAAUUAAAGUCAUGGAAUUUCCAGCAUGUACACAAUGCUUGUAUGAUUACGCUCAAAUAUAAUGUACUUUGGUCAAUUUUCAUUAAAGAAUCAAGUGGUAUUUUAGUUCAAGAUGAACUUAACUCAAUGGUCGGUGUUUUGUUGCUUCAUUUUAAAUGCCUUUAUAAAACAUUUCAUAAUGUCCUUCUUGAAAAUCUGCAGUGUUGCAUCUUCAAUUUACUAUUCGGGCCCCAGGACAAUGACAAUGGUUCAGCUUAUUUUGAGGCUUCUUCUAAAGCAUAUGAGCCUUUCUGUGGAAAACUAGGCUUAAUACAUACCGAUAAAGUGUUGUCCCAGAUUUAUGUGUGCAUCCCCAAAAGCCAAACAAUGACAGCACGUUCCUCGUUGAUGGGAUCUUUAUUAAGCAGAGACUUCCUCUAAACAAAAAAAUCCUUAAAAGCCAAAAGUGUUGUCCUUUAUCAUGUGACCUGAUGUUGCAAUACUGUCUAGUUCUUAGUUUUGUGUACCAUUGAUAAUAAUAGUUGGGCAGGUAAAAGAGUUUCAUUAUCAUGUACAUGUACAUGUAUAUACACUGAUUACCUGUAUAUCAAUAACAAUGGCUUAGUUUCAUUUCGUAAAAAUAUAAGAACGAAAAUGGCCCAGGGUGUUUAAUUGUGCAUAAAUGUAUGAGGGUGUAUAAUACAUAAAUAUUUAUGACCCCCUUCGAAGAAGAGGGGGUAUAUUGUUUUGCUCAUGGCGGUCCGUAUGUCCGUCCUGUCCGUCCACCAGAUGGUUUCCGGAUGAUAACUCAAGAAUGCUAAGGCCUAGGAUCAUGAAACUUCAUAGGUACAUUGAUCAUGACUCCCAGAUGACCCCUAUUGAUUUUGAGGUCACUAGGUCAAAGGUCAAGGUCACGGUGACCCAAAAUAGUAAAAUGGUUUCCGGAUGAUAACUCAAGAAUGCUUAGGCCUAGGAUCAUGAAAUUUCAUAGGUACAUUGAUCAUGACUGGCAGAUGACCCCUAUUGAUUUUCAGGUCACUAGGUCAAAGGUCAAGGUCACAGUGACCCGAAAUAGUAAAAUGGUUUCCGGAUGAUAACUCAAGAACGCUUAGGCCUAGGAUCAUGAAAAUUCAUAGGUACAUUGAUCAUGACUCGCAGAUGACCCCUAUUGAUUUUCAGGUCACUAGGUCAAAGGUCAAGGUCACGGUGAUCCGAAAUAGUAAAAUGGUUUCUGGAUGAUAACUCAAGAACGCUUAGGCCUAGGAUCAUGAAACUUCAUAGGUACAUUGAUAAUGACUCGCAGAUGACCCCUAUUGAUUUUCAGGUUACUAGGUCAAAGGUCAAGGUCACGGUGACCUGAAAUAGUAAAAUGGUUUCCGGAUGAUUACUCAAGAACGCUUAUGCCUAGGAUCAUGAAGCUUCAUAGGUACAUUGAUCAUGACUCGCAGAUGACCCCUAUUGAUUUUCAGGUCACUAGGUCAAAGGUCAAGGUCACGGUGACUCUAAAAUGGUAAAAUGGUUUCCGGAUGAUAACUCAAGAAUGCUUAUACCUAGGAUCAUGAAACUUCAUUGAGGUCAUUGAUCAUGAUUGGCAGAUGGUCACUAGGUCAAAGGUCAAGGUCACAGUGACUUGAAACAGUAAAAUGGUUUCCUGAUGAUAACUCAAGAAUAAUUAGGCCUAUGAUCAUGAAACUUCAUAGGUACAUUGAUCAUGACUGGCAAAUGACCCCUAUUGAUUUUCAGGUCACUAGGUCAAAGGUCAAUGUCACAGUGACAAAAACAUAUUCACACAAUGGCUGCCACUACAACUGACAGUCCAUAUGGGGUCAUGCAUGUUUUACAAACAGCCCUUGUUUAAUUAGAUUAGGUAUAUCUCAAUGAAAUGUUAUACAUGAUUUUUAUGUUGAUAUAAAUGUUUUUAUAAACAUGUAUUUUUAUAUAAUUAUUAUUCAAUUAUUAUGGAAUGUUUAUUAUAACUCAUGUAUUCAUGUUAAUGCAGAUUGCAAUUGUAAACACUCAAUAUAUUGAUAACUAUGUUAAUAUUCAGAUGUUUGAACCCAUUUCUUAUCUAAUCAGACAUAUUAACUAGGAUGUUCAUAGUAUGGAGAAUAAUUGAGUCGCAUCAUGCGAAAAUUGGUCUAAAGCCAUAUGCUUCCAGCUUAGAUCCACAAGAGCCAUCUGCGCAGUCUGUUCAGGAGCUUCCCUGUCUGCUAAUAUAACUGCAUAACCAUGUGUGAGUUGACGCUAUUUCACUGGCUGGUCUGUUGCUACGCUGACUGCAAAUGGCAUAAGACCCAUUUUCGCAUGACACUGCUGAAAUUAUGUAGUAGGUACACACAUCCAACGAUUUUUAAGUUACAUGUUUGUAAUAUUUUGCAGCUUCAUACAUGAACAACAUUAACAGAGAUUCAAUAAAUACUACUGAACUCCAA
Molecule: messenger RNA, 9481 nt
Organism: Dreissena polymorpha
Lineage: Eukaryota; Metazoa; Mollusca; Bivalvia; Myida; Dreissenidae
Exons: 3
Coding region: 93-4607 (1504 amino acids)
Source: RefSeq, a predicted model, not a curated record